GUAAGAGAAAAGGAAAGGAGACAGCAAAGAGACUGGGGAGGUGAGAUCCCGUCCCGGCAGCACAGUGCAGUUGCUGAGACUUGGUGGUGACUUUGAAUAGCAGCCACAGGCUCAUCAUGGCUCAGGUGCUGCACAUGGACCCUGGCUUCCCAGGGAAGCUCAACACACCUGCUCCACCUUCCCUCCAUAGCAAAGAGCAGGAGGCACCCUACUCAGUGGAGACCCCCUAUGGUUACCGUUUGGACUUAGACUUCCUCAAAUAUGUUAACGACAUAGAGAAGGGAAAUACUAUCAAGAAAGUGUCUAUGCAACGCCGGCCACGCUAUGGCUCUCUACCCCGUGGCUACGGUUACGCUGGGUCCUGGUGGACCUCCACAGAAUCUCUGUGCUCCAAUGCCAGCAUGGACAGCCGACACUCCUCUUUCUCCUACUGUGCCCCAGGCUACCACUCCUCACAGAGGCCCCACUUCAGCACUGCCCGAGUGGAGAAGACCCUGUUAGAUGCACGUAGGAAGCUGGAAGAGGAAAAAGAAGGCCGGAGAUUUUCCAACCUAGGCAGCAUGCACAGCAGCAUGGCUGGAUCCAACACCUCCAUCAGCAGUGCACACAGUUUUAACCGAGCCCAGGGUGGAGGUGGAUCCUUUACACCUAUGAGUUCUGGCCUGUCAACCCCAGUAACGCCAACACCAGCCCACUUACAGCAUGUCAGGGAACAGAUGGCAGCAGCUCUCAGGAAGAUAAGGGAGCUGGAGGAACAGGUGAAGACCAUCCCAGUGCUCCAGGUGAAAAUGUCUGUGCUGCAGGAGGAGAAAAGGCAACUCAGUGUGCAGCUGAAAAGUCAAAAGUUUUUAGGCCACACUCUUGGUUUCAAUCGAGGCCGACCACGAGGGGAGCUAUACAUUGACAUCCCUGAAGAAGAAGUGGGCACUGGAGCCAAAAGCACCACCACCAAGCCAACACUGCCAUUGUCUCCCACCACACCCGAGACCUCCAAACAAGACUCAGGGUGUGAGAUAGAGGACACCGUGAUUGUAGGAGGUGCACGGCCAGGUGUAAAACGAGAAGUGCGCACCAUUGGAGUGGGACCUGAGAAUGUAAGCGGAAGUUGUCAGGUGGGAGUUGGGGUUUGUGAGGAGGAUCUGGGUCUUCUGCCAGAAACAGCAGCUCUUAGGAAUCAAGUGGGUCAGUUGGAAGGCCAACUCAAAAGGACAAUGCUGGAACUGCAGGCUGCACAGCAGCAGAUAACAGCAGUACAGAAACAAAGGCAUGUUCAGGUCCCUCAGGCGGAACAUCCGGUCAUAGCUACCAUCAUGGGCUGGCAGAAGCCAGAGGACAGCAACCUGCAGACACUGGUCAGCUUCACGCAACAGCCCCAACAGAGGGAACAGAGGACUGUGGGAAUCCAGGUAUACACACUGGAGCAGCCUACUGUAGUAGAGGUGGGAACACUGCUACGGGCAGAGAGCUGCAGCUCCGCCACCCUUCAGGCAGCUGGUCAAAGCCACCCCAGAGGACAAGCUGAAGAUGUUCCAGUUGAGUUUCCAAUUGCAGUCAGUUCCAAGCAGGUACGCGAUGUCCUAAAGAGUGAGUUGUCCACAUCAGUACCAGUAGCCAAGACUGCCAUCGCUGUGAGCACAACUGGUAAUCAGACUGGUUCCUUACAUUUUAAAGAAGGAGAUACACACCUGCAUAUAAAUAUAGACGCCAUCCAAUCACAGACGAGCUCAUCUAAAUCAACCUCAGUGUCUUCCCAGUCAUCUCUGAGGUCCAUUAUGAAGCGGAAAGCAGAGUGUGAACCCGGUUCUCCGACCACCAAGAAAAACCUCCAGUUCAUCGGAGUCAAUGGAGGCUAUGAGUCUACAUCAUCAGACGACAGCAGCAGUGACAGCUCAGAUGAGGGAAGUGAUUCAAGUGAAUAUCAUGAAGCCAGAGAAAAACUACCAGAAUCUGCCACCCAGAUUCAACAUAGAACACCCACCCACGAUGAAGCUACUCAGCCCCAAGAACCGAGCACCAGCAGACCCCAGCAGGCUGACUUUAAACUACCAGCCAUCGUUCCUGACCUCCAGCAGAGUUGCAGCCAGCCUUCAGACAAAACACCACAAGACAAAGACAGCCAGUCACCAGCAAAGGACGCUGUGUUGCAAAAAUGUGCCUCCCACUUUAGUCUGCCUUCAUCAUGUCCAGCGAAUGAUACUGCCACUGACUCAUCCCAGGAGAGCUCGUCCACAUCGUCAGGCACUGAAUCCACUCUUGAAGAAUGCACCAUAAAGUCGACUGUUACUUCUUCUCCACUGUGCGUGAUUAAAACCACUGAGAUUACCAGGCAGCAGAGUAACAUCAAAUCAGAAACAACUGCCGCUUCCAGCCAGACGGAUUCAAAGCCAGCAGCUGACAACAUCUCAAAUGACGCUGCCACCACAGCAUCAGUCCAAAAAGUCAGAGUGGAGAUGAAUGACAACCUCAUGUCAGCUCUUUACGCGCUACAGAAAGCCCUGGGAGAACCCAAUGCCUUCAGCCAGCAAGCAGCGAGAGCAGCCUACACCACCGUGCUGCAGGAGUGGCUGCGUGUGUCCUGUCACAAAGCAGCAGACACAGCCGUUGUCAAGGCCUACAUGGACACAUUUGCCUUAAUUUCCCCUCAGCUGCUGGAGUUUGUGAUCAACAUGGCAGAUGGCAACGGCAACACAGCAUUGCACUAUACAGUUUCCCACUCCAACUUCCCCGUGGUGAAACUGCUGCUGGACACUGGUCUUUGUAACGCUGACAAGCAGAACAAAGCGGGCUACACAGCCAUCAUGCUGACAGCUUUGGCCGCCUUCCACUCUGACAGUGACCUUCAAACCGUCCUGCAGCUGUUGCGCACAGGGGACGUUAAUGCCAAGGCCAGCCAGGCUGGCCAGACAGCGCUGAUGCUCGCCGUUAGUCAUGGCCGAGCAGACAUGGUGCGAGCGCUGCUGUCCUGUGGGGCGCAGGUCAACAUCCGUGAUGACGACGGUUCCACGGCGCUCAUGUGCGCCUGUGAACACGGACACGUGGACAUUGUACGCCAGCUGCUGUCCGUGCCGGGCUGUGACGCUACGCUUACUGACAACGACGGCAGCACUGCACUGUCCAUUGCGCUGGAGGCCAGCCAGAAUGACAUAGCUGUGCUUCUGUAUGCUCACCUCAACUUUGCAAAGCCUCCCUCCCCUGUUUCACCCAAGUCUCCUCUCUUGGGUUCAUCGCCUCCUGCUGGUGAAACAAAGUGAAACUUCUGAGGCUUCCACAACACUUCACUCCGUUUUUUUUUCUUUUCUUUUUUCUUAUUAUUUUUUUCAUUCA
This is a messenger RNA of Thalassophryne amazonica, 3324 nucleotides long. RefSeq names its product KN motif and ankyrin repeat domains 2 (gene kank2). Gene Ontology annotation, cellular component: cytoplasm. NCBI's taxonomy places the organism in Eukaryota, Metazoa, Chordata, Actinopteri, Batrachoidiformes, Batrachoididae. The record is from RefSeq and is a predicted model, not a curated record. The transcript is spliced from 13 exons. Gene Ontology annotation, molecular function: protein binding. Gene Ontology annotation, biological process: negative regulation of intracellular estrogen receptor signaling pathway; negative regulation of actin filament polymerization; negative regulation of vitamin D receptor signaling pathway. Bases 117 to 3251 code for a protein of 1044 amino acids.